This is a messenger RNA of Fraxinus pennsylvanica, 5283 nucleotides long. Lineage: Eukaryota; Viridiplantae; Streptophyta; Magnoliopsida; Lamiales; Oleaceae. The record is from the annotation of a GenBank genome assembly.
AUGCCGCCGGAGCCAUUGCCUUGGGAUCGGAGAGACUUUCGCAAGCACGAGAGAUCCGACCCCACCCGCGUUGGUGCUGCUGGAGCUUUCAGAUGGCGGGACCUGCCGCACCCCCUUCAUCCGCCGCCGCCUCCUACGCAUCAUCCCUACCAUCACCACCACCAGCAACGAUGGUUCUCAGAUUUCCGCUCCCGCCCUCUUCCCCCUGGUCAUGGUAAGCAGGGUGGUUGGCACAUGUAUCCUGAGGAGUCUGUUCGUGGAUUUCCGCCUUUCGUGUCUCGGUUCAAUGAAAGGAAUUUAGAUGACGAGAAAUCUCGGCCCUUUGUGUCUCGUGGCAAUGGAAGAUAUUUCAGAAAUAGCCAGGAAAAUAGGGGGUUCUUUAGCCAGAAAGACUGGAAAGUUAACUCUUGGGAACCUCCUGCAUCACCUAGUAUUCUUGGAAAACUAGAUAAUGAGGUCGAUGAUCAAAGGUCUGUGGGGAAUAUGCAAACAUGCAACAAUGAUAACCACCACCGCAACCACAACAUAAACAACUGUCAUCCUGAUCCAGAUUUUGAGAACUCAUGUGAUCAAUCUCAGAUGAAAAGUCAGCUUGAUGAGAAUGGUAGCAACACUGAUGGAUUGGGCAGCGCUGGUCAGAAAAUAGAGAUAGAGAACUCACUGGGAUCAAUUGAUUGGAAACCCCUAAAAUGGUCCCGUUCAGAAAGCUUGUCUUCCAGAGGUUCUGGUUUUAGCCAUUCAAGCAGUUCCAAGAGCAUGGGAACGGACUCCAAUGAGAUGAAAGCUGAGCUGCAACCAAAGAACGUGAUGCCAGUACAGUCUCCUUCCGGAGAGGCUGCUGCUUGUGUGAAAUCUAUUGUUCCGACUCCAGCCCUGUCUGAAGAGACAAGUUCCAGGAAGAAGCCACGCCUUGGCUGGGGCGAGGGACUGGCAAAGUAUGAGAAGAAGAAUGUGGAUGGCCCUGAAGAUGGUGCAACCAAAGAUGGAUUGGUCAUUAGUGUUAAUAAAACAGAACCUGCACAUACAGACUCUGCAAACGUGGCUAAUAGAAGUCCUAGAGUAGCAGUUUUUCCGAAUGAUUCCUCGCCUGCUACUCCAUCUUCAGUUGCUUGCAGUUCCUCACCAGGUUCCGAGGAGAAACAAUCUGUCAAGGCUGUCAGUGUUGAUCAUGAUGCUUCUAAUUUAAGCUGCUCACAAAGUACUCUGUCACAGCCCAUCUGUCAGGGACCAGCUUUUAAUUUAGAAAAUUUGGAGCCCACGUCUAUUGCUAAUUUGAGCUCUUACAUUAGUGAAUUGUUACAAUCUGAUGAUUCAAGUUCCAUGGAUGCUGGUUUUGUGCGAUCCACUGCUAUAAAAAUGUUGAUGGUAUGGAAAGUUGACACAUUAAAAGCACUCGAGAUGACUGAAACUGAGAUAGACUUGCUUGAAACAGAACUGAAGUCAUCGAUAUCUGAAUCUAGAAUUGGUUGUUCUCAUCCUCCUGUAUCCAGUUCACUGCCCGGAGAAUGCAACUCAAAAAUAUGUGAAGAUCUAGUUGCCAGACCUUGUCCACUGCAGUUUGCUACUAGUGGAAUUAUGAUUAUAGAGAGCACACCUAAUGCAUUGGAAACUGAAUUGAAAGAAGAGAACAUUGAUAGUCCAGGAAGUGCGACAUCCAAGUUUGUUGAGGUGCCUUCUUCUGGGGAAGUUGUUUCCCCUCCCGAUACAGCAAAACAGGUUGAUGGUUUCUUGAAAUUAGAUGUAAAUAAUUGUAGGAAGCUGGAAGACAGUGAUCUAUAUGAUGAGGCAAACGCUAGUGGUAUGCCUGCUCAUGUGGAUGAUUUUCAACCUGUUGUAAGUAGCAGUUGUCUAACUCAGGUUACUGACAACAAUUUACUUGGCAAUGGGGAAGAUAUUUAUAAUUUAAUACUGGCUUCUAACAGAGAUACUGCAAAUAGAGCUUCAGAAGUGCUUAAUAAGUUAUUGGCUGUCAAUCAGUAUCAUUCCAGUGUCUCUUAUUUGCAAUGUGAUCCAAUGAUAGUUAAGAAAAAAUUUCUAAUGAGGAGGCGAUUCCUACAGUUUAAGGAGAAAGUUAUCACUCUCAAGUUCAGGGCAUUUCGACAUUUCUGGAAGGAUGCUCGUCUACUUGCUUCAAUGAAAAUUCUUACAAAGUCUUCCAAGAAGUUAGAUAGAAGGUUUCGCUUUACACGCCAUAGCUCUCAAAACCACCUUCCCUCCGUUAUCCCUCAAUUUUCGUAUCCGAAUGGGAUUUUUCAUGUGUUGCCUGAAGCAGAAGUAAGUGAUUAUGUGAGCAGGUUGCUUUCAAAUUCUCAGAUCAAACUCUAUAGGAAUACGUUGAAGAUGCCUCCUUUAAUUUUGGAUGAAAAGGAGAAGAUGAUAUCAAAGUUUAUUUCCAGUAAUGGUUUGGUAGAAGACCCUUGUGCUGUUGAGAAAGAAAGGUCCAUGAUUAAUCCUUGGACGCCUGAAGAGACGGAAAUUUUCAUCGACAAGCUUGCUGCCUUCGGAAAAGAUUUCAGAAAGAUCGCAUCUUUUCUGGAUCAUAAAACCACAGCAGAUUGCGUUGAGUUCUACUACAAGAAUCACAAGUCUGAUUGCUUUGAAAAAGCAAGAAAGAGGCCAGACUUUGCUAAGCCAAAGAAGUCCCGAUCUACUAAUACAUACUUGGUUGCAUCAGGGAAAAGAUGGAAUCGCGAGGUUAAUGCAGCUUCAGCUAUUGCGGCUAAUGUUAUUGAUGGUGUAGAAAUUCGGCAGAAUCUCUCAUCAAGACACUUUUACGGUGGUUCUAGCAAAGUACUGAGGAUUGAUGAUGGUUCAUUAGGGCAAUGGACCAAUCUUGAUGUCUAUAAUGAUGACAGAGAAACUGUGGCUGCUGAUGUGUUGGCUGGUAUCUGUGGCUCCUUAUCAUCAGAAGUGAUGGGUUCUUGCAUAACGAGUUCUGUUGACUUUGGAGAGGGCUAUCAGGACUGGAGGUAUCACAGAGUGGGUUCUUCCACAAGGCAACCUUUAACCCCUGAAGUUACACAGAAUGUCAGUGGUGAAUGUUCAGAUGAGAGCUGUGAGGAGACGGAACCUACUGAUUGGACUGAUGAGGAGAAGUCCAUCUUCAUUCAGGCCUUGUCAUCUUACGGAAAGGAUUUUGCUAUGAUUUCACGAUGUGUUCGAACAAGAUCCAGGGAUCAAUGCAAGGUCUACUUUAGCAAGGCCCGGAAGUGUCUUGGAUUGGAUCGGAUUCAUCCUUCACCCUGCAAUGUAGUGUCUGGUGAUGUUAAUGGAGGUGGCAGUGACGCAGAAGGUGCUUGUGUUGUGCAGACUGGCUCAGUUAUCUGCAGUGAGAAAUCAAGAUGUAAGAUGGAAGAGGACCUUCUAUCUCCUGAUGUGAAGUUGAGCAGCGAAUCUGAUCAUGUAGGAACAGUGAAUUUGAAACCCGAUGUUAACAAAUAUGAGAAUUAUAAUGGAAUAGCAUCUCAGGAUUCUAUAGGUACUGAACCUAUGUUAAAGAAUUCUGCACCUACUGCUUGUCAGGUGGAUAAUAAGCCAGAUCUAGACUUUGAUGUGGGAAGCAAGGAACAAAAUGGUGUUAAUAGUGGGUCUGCAGCUGCUGUAGAAUAUAAAAAUGAUGUAUCCUCAAAUGAAGUAGCUGGGAAAGUUAUUGAAGAGGCAAAUGACCAUGCGUCGCCAAAUAGAUCGAGUAGUGAGGCUGAGAAUUCAGUUUUGCUCAAGGUUCCUAAUUGGCAUACUGGGACAGGAAAUGAAGGACAAGGACACCUGUUACCUGAAGGUAGUUUGAAUGAUAAGAAAAUCGAAAAUAGGCCUCCUGCUUCUGGAGAAAUGAAUAGCCUAAGCUGCUCAAUGAGAGAGAGGAGCCAUGAGCCCCAGCCAUCAGCAAACCCUUCUCAUCGUUUUGCUGACAUGCAUUCUUCACAUGUCAACGUUGUAUCUGGACGCCAAAAGAAGGCCGACUUGGAAAGCUCUUCCGCAGAGAACUCUUGCACCAUUACUUUGCCGCAGAGGGAUUGCUUAGCACCCGUGAUUUCGUUGGCGCGAUUUUCUACUCCAACUGAAGUCUCACCAUCAGCCACUGGUGCCAAUGGGAUUAAAGAUGAGCAGGGUCAAGAGUCUGUUUCUGCAGGUGAUCGUCAUCAACAUUCUGGGCGUUCAUUAUUGGACCAUGUUGAAUCUUCCCAGAUUCUCCAGGGUUAUCCUUUAUCAGUUUCAACAAUGAAAGAGAGGAAUGGCAGUAUGGAUUGCAAAAGACCCAUUUUACUUAAAAGAGCCCCCAAGUCAGAUGGCAAUUUUCAUCCAGAUAGGCAUUCUGAGUUUUAUCUUCAGAAAUGCAAGAGUUUGAGAAAUCAUAUUUCAGUUUCUGAGGCUUCACUUCCAUCCCAAGAACAGAUCAAAGAUCAUUAUAGACCUAAAUCUGGCAGUUCAACAGAUUCUGGAAAACCUUGCGGAAAUGGUGAUGUGAAAUUGUUUGGUAAAAUUUUAAUCUCCUCCGAGCAGAAACCAAUUUCUAGUAUACAGGAGAGUGAUGAUAAUAAGACUCACCAUCAUAAAGCAGGUACCCAGUCAUUCAAUCUGACACUAUUGGGUGAUAGGAGUGCUGAUUUCAAUUCAGAUAAAGUCCUGUUUGAACAUUACAAUUGUUUGGGUUCUGAGCAUAUUCCUGUCAGGAAUUUUGUUCUCUGCGAUGGAAGCAGAUCGCAAAUUGGUUUUCCUAAUUUACCCGAUUCUAAUCUCCUGCUGACUAAGUAUCCUGAUGCAUUUAGUAAUUGUGCCACACCCUCAGCCAAAUUGGAGCGAGCUGUUAUGAGCAAUCGCCAUAGUUUGAAUGGUACCUGUGUUUAUUCAACUAGAGAACCAAGUAGCAGCAAUGGAGGAGCUGAUUAUCAUGUGUCAAGGAAUCAAGAAGUUCAGCCUUUUAGCAUGGAUAUGAAGCGGCGGCAGGAUUUAUAUGCUGAGAUGCAAAGAAGAAACGGGUUUGAUGUUGUUUCAGGAAUGCAACAGCAAGCAAGAGGGACGGUUGGUAUCAACGUUGUUGGAGGGGGUGGGGUUCUUGUUGGAGGCCAAUCUACCGCUGUUUCCGAUCCCAUGGCGGUCAUCAAAAUGCACUAUGCUAAGGCCGAACAAUUUGGUCUGCAGAACAUCAUCAUAGAGGAUGAUUCUUGGAGAAGCAAAGGGGAUGUAGACAGUAAACCUCAAGGUUUAGGUUACAAUUUGAUUUCAGGUGUGGCACCAUUGUCUGGAGCAGUCACUCCCAUUCAUAUGGUAAAGUUCUUUGCUUGA